AAAAACUUAUCAUUAUGCUUCUUCAAGUUACUGUGUAAACUCUAUCUUGCUCUCGCCAUUACAGUCCAAAAUCCAAAUAGUUUGUGUGUUUCUUCUCGUGUGUGUGUGUGAACACUCUUUCACAUUUUCAGUACUCCUUCUUCUCCUUAAACUCUUUCAGUUACACUUGUUAUCCAUGCAUAAAUUCCCCCCACCUCUUGCUAACUCUCAUCUUCCCACCAUCCAACUUCCAUUUUCAGAUGUUUGUGUUUAUUAAUGCUUACUAAUCUAGUACGUAGGUUCUUGUCUUUUUAAGGAACUUGGGGGUCAUUUUUCUUUUUUCUUCAUUGAAUCAUCAAUGGAUAACAUGAAAAUCCAAUUUCUGUUAGUGAUUAUUUUUUUUCUGUUCGUUGUUCCGGCGAGUUCAUCGGCCAGGGAUAUCGCCAUUUUACUCCGGGUUAAGUCUGGUCAUCUCGGGGACCCAAAUGGUUUGCUUGCUAAUUGGAAUGAGUCUGCUCCAAAUGCUCCUUGUAGCUGGACUGGCAUUAGCUGUAAUCGGAAAACUGGUCAGGUUGUGGCCAUUGAGUUUGCAAGUUUUGGAAUUUCCGGUCGUUUUCCGGCUGAUUUCUGCCGGAUUUCGACUUUGCAGAAACUCAAUCUGGGUGAUAACAGUUUUGGUGAUUCUAUAUCACCUGAUUCUUGGUCUCUCUGUUCACAUCUUCACUUUCUGAAUAUUUCUUUGAACUUCUUUGUUGGUCAGUUGCCGGAGUUUAUUGCCCAGUUUGAUAACUUGACUGUCCUUGAUGUUAAUUCGAAUAAUUUCUCCGGUGAAAUUCCAGCGAGUUUGGUCCGUUUACCCAAAUUACAACAGCUGAAUAUAGCUAACAAUCUCCUGAAUGGUUCAAUUCCUGAGUUCUUGACGAAUCUUACCGAGUUGACUCGAUUGGAAAUUGGUUCAAAUCCAUAUAAGCCAAGCCCACUGCCUUCCUCAAUCGGUCGACUCAGUAAACUUCAAGUUCUCUUUUUUCGGUAUGCAAAUCUUGUUGGAGAAAUUCCAGAUUCCAUUAGAGACCUGAAAUCUAUUCAGAAUUUUGAUGCGGCAAUUAACAAUCUGACGGGAAGAAUUCCAGAAAGCUUGGGAGAACUGAAAACCAUACAACAAAUAGAGCUCUUUGGAAACCAUUUUUCAGGUGAAUUGCCUGAUAUAUUUUCGGGUCUUGGUUCUCUUUUCAUGUUUGACGUUUCUGAGAACAAUCUCACAGGAAAAAUACCUGAAUCCCUUGCCCGUUUGCACCUGAUAUCUCUGAAUCUCAAUGAUAACCAGUUAGAAGGCAAAAUUCCAGAAAGUUUAGCUCUUAACCCAAAUCUUUGUCAGUUCAAGCUCUUUAACAACAGAUUUUCAGGUACUUUACCUCAAAAUCUUGGUUUUUCAGAUUUAGAUGAGUUUGAUGUCUCCGGCAAUAAUCUAGAAGGUUCUUUGCCGCCUAACUUAUGUUCUAGAAAAAAGCUUAAGACUUUGAACCUGUUUAAUAAUAAGUUCAAUGGGCCAAUCCCAGAAUCCUAUGGGGAGUGUAAUUCACUAGCAUAUGUGCGUAUCCAUGACAACCAAUUCUCUGGUGAGUUACCAGCUGGUUUCUGGGGAUUAGCUAGAUACACAUUUCUUGAACUGCGAAACAACAACUUUCAAGGUUCAAUUCCAGCUUCAAUCUCCAAUGCUCGAGGCCUAACACAACUUCUUAUCUCUGGCAAUAGAUUUUCCGGGGAAUUGCCUGCAGAAAUAUGCAAGUUGGAAGAGGUUGUGAUCAUGAAUAUUAGCAAGAAUCAAUUAUCAGGGGAGUUGCCUUCAUGUAUCACAAGAUUGAAAACGUUACAAAACCUCGAUCUUUCGGAAAACAGGAUCACGGGUCAAAUUCCCAAAUCAGUUAGUUCUUGGAAUGACUUGACUGAAUUGAAUUUAGCUAACAAUCAAUUGACAGGUGAAAUUCCUGGUGAGCUUGGGACGUUACCAGUCUUAACCUACUUAGACCUCGCUGGAAACUUGCUUUCUGGCAAAAUUCCAUCGGAGCUGAGCAAGCUCAAGCUCAACAAAUUCAAUGUAUCAAAUAACAGGCUUGAAGGGAAAGUGCCUCUUUGGUUGGAUGACAAUUAUUUUGUCUCAGGUUUACGAGGUAACCCGGGUCUUUGUAGUCCGGAUCUUAAACCUCUGCCUGAAUGCCCAAAACCCAAAAGUGUAAGCUUGUACGUGGUGUGUAUUUUAUCAGCUUUCGCCUUCAUACUUGUCGGGUCACUUGUUUGCGUUUUACUCAAGGCUAGUAAGCUGCUACCAAUCCGGAGCAAGCAUAAAAGUGUAUGGAGGAUUACUGCAUUCCAACGGGUCGGGUUCACAGAGCGAGACGUGUUAGCUGCACUGACAGAUGACAAUCUCAUAGGAGCUGGUGGGUCGGGUCGGGUAUACCGGGUCAAACUGAAAAAUGGGCAGAUGGUAGCGGUGAAGAAACUUUGGGCGGCUAAGAGGGUAAGAGAAUCCGAGGAGGUGUUCAGGUCAGAGGUGGAGACAUUAGGAAGAGUCCGGCAUGGAAACAUAGUGAAAUUAUUGUACACUGGCAUUGGUGAUGACUUUAGGAUAUUGGUAUACGAAUACAUGGAGAAUGGGAGCUUAGGAGAUGUAUUACAUGGGGAAAAAAUUGGAUUGCUGUUGGAUUGGCCGAGGAGAUUUGCCAUAGCAGUUGGAGCAGCUCAAGGAUUGGCAUAUUUGCACCAUGAUUGUGUGCCUGCAAUAGUGCACAGAGAUGUCAAGUCUAAUAACAUUUUGUUGGACGAGGAUUUCAGGCCCAAAGUGGCUGAUUUUGGGUUAGCUAAGGCAAUGCAACAGGAUACUGAGGGGAGUGAUCAGGCCAUGUCCCAUGUUGCUGGUUCCUACGGCUACAUUGCACCUGAAUAUGCGUACACUCUGAAGAUCAAUGAGAAGAGUGAUGUUUAUAGCUUUGGUGUUGUACUGUUGGAACUAAUAAUUGGUAAAAGGCCUAAUGACUCCUCUUUCGGAGAGAACAAGGACAUUGUCAAGUGGGUGUUAGAGGGUGCACCAUCGUCGAAGAAAGGCGAAGGAAUUGGCCACAUUACAGAUGGAAGUAGCAUUCUUGAUUUGAACCAGCUAGUUGACCAGAGAAUGAAUCCAUCUUCAAGCAAUUACACAGAGAUUAAAAAUGUUUUUGAUGUGGCUUUGCUUUGCACUUCGGCAUUGCCCAUUAAUAGGCCCUCCAUGAGAAGAGUUGUUGAAUUGCUGAAGGAUAGCUCCUUUCCCCGUCCCAAAUAAAUCCAAUAAAUAGCUUUUCACAGUUUCGACAUGUCCUUGCUUUAGUAAUUUGAUACUACUAUAGUAGACUGUAAAGAAUGUGGGAAAUUGGGUGUUUGUUUUGGUAUGCUUGAUGGGGCUUUGUUAAGUGUCAUCACGCAAGAUUUUUAGGUUGAUUUAGUUUGCUGCACUUGUUUAACAAGUGCCUUUUUAGAUUCUCCAGUACACAUAGUAGCUUAACUUAAAGCUAGCUGACCAUGUAAAGCUCAUAUGCAAAGGCUGAACAUUUGAGUUUUUGUUGCAAUAUAUGAACUUUACAUUCAGAUA
Messenger RNA from Capsicum annuum, 3598 nucleotides. Its product is annotated as LRR receptor-like serine/threonine-protein kinase HSL2. The record is from RefSeq and is a predicted model, not a curated record. Bases 338 to 3292 code for a protein of 984 amino acids. Gene Ontology annotation, molecular function: protein kinase activity; receptor serine/threonine kinase binding; ATP binding. Gene Ontology annotation, biological process: protein phosphorylation. Lineage: Eukaryota; Viridiplantae; Streptophyta; Magnoliopsida; Solanales; Solanaceae. The transcript is spliced from 2 exons.